AUGGAUAAAAGUGUGUUUGGACAAGAAGAAGAGACCUGCAACACUGUUGCUGCCCACUGUUACUUUGGACAUCUCAUCUUCGAGUAUGCAGCUUCAACAACUCCCGUGCUCUCCACUUCUUCUUGGCUGGCUGCAUGGCCUGUCAUUGGAAUCUGGAUGACUGCUAUGGAAGUUUCCACCAUGGCUUUCAAUUUGAAUGGAUUCAGCUUUAGCCAACUUGUUCUGGACAGUGAUGGACGUGCCAUCAACACCUGGGCUGACAUUGGUAUGAAAGUCACGCGCCAUGAGUGCAAUGCCCACAACUUCCCCUUGGACUUGGCCUUCGGAGAAGUCUGA
Molecule: messenger RNA, 336 nt
Organism: Seminavis robusta
Lineage: Eukaryota; Bacillariophyta; Bacillariophyceae; Naviculales; Naviculaceae
Source: the annotation of a GenBank genome assembly